This is a messenger RNA of Bombyx mandarina (wild silkworm), 357 nucleotides long. Its product is annotated as putative serine protease 29. Gene Ontology annotation, molecular function: serine-type endopeptidase activity. Gene Ontology annotation, biological process: proteolysis. Lineage: Eukaryota; Metazoa; Arthropoda; Insecta; Lepidoptera; Bombycidae. The record is from RefSeq and is a predicted model, not a curated record.
AUGCAUUUCACGGUACAAAGUUCCAAGUUUUUAACAACUCUUUAUUUGUUUUAUCUAGAAAACAAAGUGCUUGAGAAGGAGGUGCUCAAAAUGAAGUAUGUCGAUGAAACGGAUUGUGAAGAGUUCUAUCGGAGAGCACAGUUAAACUACAAGAAGAUGAAGCCGGUGUCUUCGACGUGUGCGGUAUCAGAGACGAUGCACGAGUCCUGCGUGUGGGACGCGGGAGCGGUGCUGAUCACCAGACAGUCAUGGGGUUACUGGAAACUGGUAUGGCAUUUUGUGCCUCAUGGUCUAGAUCAGGGAUUCACAAACUAUUGUGGCCUAGAAGAUUUCCAGAACAGUCAAAUGAGGCCUUAG